AUGGACACGCACGCCGGCGUCCCAGCCGACACCAAGAAAGAUGAGGCGGAGGUAAAGACAACCGACGUCAAGGACGCGCUGCCGGUGGUGGCGAGCGAGCCGGCCAAGACCGAAGACGUGGUCGAGGACGUCCCUGACCCAGAUGAGGAUGACCUCGACGAUCUGGAUGACAUGUUGGAUGAGUUCUCGUCGGUCAAGCUCAACGCUGGCGAGACGGCCAAGCCUGCGGAUGCCGCGCCGUCCUCAUCCGCUCCCAAGUCACCUGCCCCAGGACCAGUCCCUGGCGCUACAGACAGCCAGACUGUGGCAGACGACGGGUUCUCAGAAGAGGACUUUGCUAAGCAGCUCCAGGCCGGCAUGGCUGACCUACUCGGAGAGCUGGAAAAAUCUCCCGAGAUGCAGGAUCAGUUUGAGGAAAUGUUCAAGCAGAUGACCGCGGCCGCGGCCGCAGAGGACUCGGCACCUGGACCGGCCACAGAUGGCGCCUCUGGCUCCAACAAAGCCCCUUCGGACGCCGGUGCUACCGACGCUUCCUUCCAGGAAACCAUCCGCCAGACCAUGGAGCGCAUGCGAAACUCUGGCGACCAGGCUACCGCAGCGGCCGCCUCCGGUGGCGGCGACGACUUCAUGUCCGAGAUGCUCAAGCAGAUGGCCUCUGGCGACUUCAACGCCGAGGGCGGCGAGGAGGAGUUCUCCAAGAUGCUCAUGGGCAUGAUGGAGCAGCUCACCAACAAGGAGAUCCUCUACGAGCCCAUGAAGGAGCUCGACGACAAGUUCCCCGACUGGCUGAAGAAGAACAAGGACAAGACCCCGGCAGAGGAUCUCAAGAGAUACGAGGAGCAGAAGUCCCUCGUCAGGGAAAUCGUCGCCAAGUUUGAGGAGAGCACCUACUCGGACAACAAUGCUGCCGACCGCGAGUACAUCGUGGAUCGGAUGCAAAAGAUGCAAGCGGCUGGCUCGCCGCCCUCGGAUCUGGUAGGAGACAUGGCAUCGGCGCAGGAAGCGUUCGCGGGGCCCGACGACCAGUGCAACCCGCAGUAG
Messenger RNA from Purpureocillium lilacinum, 1041 nucleotides. RefSeq names its product peroxisome chaperone and import receptor. NCBI's taxonomy places the organism in Eukaryota, Fungi, Ascomycota, Sordariomycetes, Hypocreales, Ophiocordycipitaceae. Gene Ontology annotation, cellular component: peroxisome; peroxisomal membrane. Gene Ontology annotation, biological process: protein import into peroxisome membrane. The record is from RefSeq and is a predicted model, not a curated record.